Molecule: messenger RNA, 700 nt
Organism: Gadus morhua (Atlantic cod)
Lineage: Eukaryota; Metazoa; Chordata; Actinopteri; Gadiformes; Gadidae
Gene: mrpl55
Product: mitochondrial ribosomal protein L55
Exons: 5
Coding region: 1-684 (227 amino acids)
Biological process (GO): translation
Cellular component (GO): mitochondrial large ribosomal subunit
Molecular function (GO): structural constituent of ribosome
Source: RefSeq, a predicted model, not a curated record
AUGGGCAGCAGUGGGACGAGAGUCACACGUGGAGACAUUGUCAUAGACUUCAAAAAUCUGUUAGAGAGGGGCUGGGGAGAUGGAGGAGAGAGGAGGUAUAGAGAAGAAGAUCACGCCGCUGCACUGUUGCCCUUGUGCAUCCCUCUAACGUGUAGGGCAAACACGGAUCUGAACUGGAAAUCGAACAGCUUUAACAUUACACCAAAAUCACGUUUUUAUAACGUGUGCAGACAUGUCCCUGUUGAAGGCUUGGCUGAAGCCUACUGCUAUUUCACGGGUGGGUGUAAAUCUACCAGAUGCUUUCGUCACACCGCUGGACAGAUUGGCUCACUCUUGGCGCUGCCUCCCCAUGUUUGCCAUACUGAGGUUUCAGUUGCACUUUUCCAUGUGCACGCACCUCAAUACAACUCCAACAGGACCUCGGUGGUGCGCUGUGGGAGGCAGAAAUAUGAGAGAGUUUAUCCUGUCCUGUUGGUCCGACCUGAUGGAUCAACUAUUAAUAUCAGAUACAAAGAACCAAGGAAAAUUCUAAUGAUGCCUGUGGAUCUUUCCACUCUGUCAGAGGAGCAACGGAAAGCACGGCAGAAGAAGAGGGAAGUGACAAAGACUACGAGAAAGACGGCAAUUGCCUACGAAGACGACUUCAGUGCUGAUAAAUAUAGCCAGUUUUGGAAGAAAAAAUAAACGUGUUAACCAUUUA